This is a messenger RNA of Prosopis cineraria, 3600 nucleotides long. RefSeq lists its product as uncharacterized. Gene Ontology annotation, biological process: lignin catabolic process. Gene Ontology annotation, molecular function: hydroquinone:oxygen oxidoreductase activity; copper ion binding. Gene Ontology annotation, cellular component: apoplast. The record is from RefSeq and is a predicted model, not a curated record. NCBI's taxonomy places the organism in Eukaryota, Viridiplantae, Streptophyta, Magnoliopsida, Fabales, Fabaceae.
GGCACUCAUAGUAAAUAUUAAAUAUUGAUCAUGCAUUCAUACUCAUAUAAUGAGUCCAUAUUUCUGAGAAAAAUGACCAGUAUGAAAAUUGCAUUGAUCUUGGUGCUUCUGCUCAUCAAUGGUCUCUUCGUUUGUGAAGCUUUUAGGCGUCACACUUUUGUGGUAAAAAACGCAGCCUACACAAGACUGUGCAGCAGGAAGAAUAUAUUAACUGUGAAUGGUCAAUUUCCAGGGCCUACGUUGUACGUUACAAAAGGGGAAACUAUCAUUGUUGAUGUCUAUAACAGAGCCAACUACAAUAUUACCAUUCAUUGGCAUGGAGUAACCCAACCAGGAUAUCCAUGGUCUGAUGGUCCUGAAUUUAACCAGUGUCCCAUUCGACCAGGUGGAAAGUUUAGCCAAAAAGUCAUAUUUUCAGAAGAAGAAGGCACUUUAUGGUGGCAUGCUCAUAGUGACUACUCUCGAGCCACAGUUCAUGGAGCCAUCGUCGUCAAACCUAAGCCAGGAACUACUUAUCCUUUUCCAAAGCCAUAUGCAGAAGUUCCCAUUAUAAUAGGGGAAUGGUGGAAGAGUGAUAUUUCUGAGGUUUACAAUGAAUUUCUAUCAAAUGGGCAAGAUCCCAAUAAUUCGGAUGCUUAUACUAUCAAUGGCAAGCCUGGAGAUCUUUAUCCUUGUUCCAAGUCUGGAACUUUCAAGCUCAUGGUAGAGUAUGGCAAAACCUAUCUUCUCCGAAUAGUCAAUGCUGCUGUUGAAAACAAUCAAUUCUUCGCCAUUGCAAAUCACAAAAUCACAGUGGUAGGAACAGAUGGAAGCUACACAAAACCAGUGACAGUAGAUUACCUCACAAUCUAUCCGGGCCAAACCAUGGACGUCUUACUCGAAGCGAACCAGCCAUUAGAUCGCUAUUACAUGGCUUCUUCACCUUAUUCCAGUGCCUCUGGUGUUUCAUUUGAUUCCACCAUGACCACUGCUAUUCUUCAGUACAAGGGAAAAAGCCAUAUUCCAUCUUCAUUACCUUCACUUUCCUUACGUUUCCUUCCAGCCUCCAAUGACACCAAUGCCUCCAUCAACCUCAUAAGCCAACUCAGAAGUUUAGCAGAUCAAAACCACCCUAUUGAUGUGCCAUUAGAGAUAAGUACAAGUUUUUUCUUCACGGAAUCUGUUAAUUCUUUGCCAUGUUUGACUUGUGAAAACGCGACACGUCUCUCUUCCAGCAUGAACAAUAUAAGCUUCAAGUUGCCUUCAAGCAGUAAUAUUUUGCAGGCUUACUACAACAACAUUACUGGUGUUUAUGAGGAAAAUUUCCCAGAUGUGCCUCCAUUGUUUUUCAAUUUUACUGCUGAAAAUUUACCUACGUUCUUGGAGACUCCAAGUGUGGCUACAGAAGUGAAGGUUCUUGAGUAUAACUCUACAGUGGAAAUUGUUCUUCAAGGGACUAACUUGAGAGCUGGGACAGAACACCCCAUGCAUCUCCAUGGACAUAGUUUCUAUGUGGUCGGAUGGGGAUUUGGGAACUUUAACAAUUCAAACUAUAAUCUUGCGGAUCCUCCUUAUCAAAAUACCAUAGCUAUUCCCAAAAAUGGUUGGCUCACCAUAAGAUUCAGGGCCAACAACCCGGGUGUAUGGUAUAUGCAUUGCCAUUUAGAACGUCAUGUGACAUGGGGAAUGGCUAUGACUUUCAUUGUGAAGAAUGGUAAAAAUUCACAUGAGCAGAUGUUACCGCCACCAUUAGACAUGACAUGUUAUAACUUGCAUCACAUGACCCUUGCGUUUGAUUCAAUGCAGGUCAAAGAAGCAUCGUACACAAGACUGUGUAGCUCCAAGAACAUAUUGACAGUAAAUGGGCAAUUUCCAGGACCACCCUUGUACGUCACCAAAGGUGAAACCAUAAUUGUUGAUGUCUACAACCGAGCCAACGAGAGCAUCACCAUCCACUGGCAUGGAGUGAACCAACCAAGAUAUCCAUGGUCAGAUGGUCCCGAAUUUAUCACUCAAUGUCCCAUAAAACCAGGUCACAAGUUUAGUCAGAGGGUCAUAUUCUCAGAAGAGGAAGGCACUCUGUGGUGGCAUGCUCACAGUGACUAUUCUCGAGCCACAGUUCAUGGCGCUAUUGUCAUCAAACCUAAGCCAGGAACUACCUAUCCAUUCCCAAAACCGCACGCAGAAGUUCCCAUUAUAUUAGGAGAAUGGUGGAAACAAGAUAUUGUUCAGGUUUACAAUGACUUUCGCAGAAGUGGAGGAGACCCCGUGUUGUCUGAUGCUUACACCAUUAAUGGCCAACCUGGUGAUCUUUACCCAUGCUCAAAUUCAGAAACAUUCAAGCUGAACGUUCGACAUGGCAAAACCUACCUCCUUCGAAUUGUCAAUGCUGCACUGGAACAAGUCCUAUUCUUUGGCAUUGCAAACCAUAAACUGACAGUGGUGGGGACAGAUGGAAGCUACAUCAAGCCAGUGAAAGUAGAUUACAUCACUAUCUCACCUGGUCAAACUAUGGAUGUCUUGCUUGAAGCAAACCAACCAAUAGGUCGCUACUACAUGGCUGCUAAGGCUUAUUCCAGUUCUGCUAGUGUCCCAUUUAACCCCUCAAGCACCACUGCGAUCCUUCAAUACAAACGAAGCAGAUACAUUUCCACUUCACCAGUCCCUUCCAUGCCUUUGCUUCCAAACUCAAACGACACUGUUGCCUCCACCAAGCACUUGAGCCAAUUUAGAAGCUUAGCAGACAAGAUUCACCCCAUUGAUGUGCCAUUAGAAAUAAGCACCGAGCUUUUCUACACAGUCUCCGUCAACACAUUGCCAUGUCACAACGGUACAACGUGUGUUGGCCCAAAUCUAGAUCGUCUCGCCGCUAGUAUGAACAAUAUAAGCUUCAAAUUACCUCCUGGGGCUAACAUUUUGCAGGCCUACUAUAACAACGCUAGUGGUGUUUACGGAGACAAGUUUCCGGACACACCGCCAUUGAAGUUUGAUUUUACUGGCAAUGACCUGCCCCAAUUCUUGUGGACUCCAUCGGUGGACACGGAGGUGAAGGUGCUAGAGUUUGGAUCCACGGUGGAGCUUGUUCUUCAGGGAACUAAUGUGCUUGCCGGAACAGAACAUCCUAUUCACUUGCAUGGACACAGUUUCUAUGUGGUGGGUUGGGGAUUUGGGAACUUUGACAAAGACAAGGAUCCUUUGAAUUACAAUCUUGUUGAUCCUCCCUAUCAAAACACUGUGACCAUACCCAAAAAUGGCUGGGUCACCGUAAGAUUCACCGCUAAAAAUCCAGGUGUAUGGUUCAUGCAUUGUCAUUUAGAGCGUCAUGUGACGUGGGGAAUGGCUAUGACUUUCAUCGUGAAGAAUGGUAACAAUCCUGACGAGCAGAUGCUACCCCCACCACUGGACAUGCCCAAAUGUUGAUUUCAAUUUCCCAAGGAUAAAGACCAUGGAAAUUGGUUUAACAUAUUCUUGUAUUCUUUUUAUUUUUUCAUAAAAUUCUUGUAUUCUUUUAAUUCUUAAUGUCUUCAUUCAUUCUUUGGUUGAUCUUUAUUAAUUGUGUACUUUUCAAAGUCUUGUAUGAUGCUUGUCUUUUUUAAAUACUUUGAAAUAAAAUCAUUGUUU